UUGGUUAAUCUUCAGACAAAUCGAGUGUUACGUAAGACGGCCCAAACAGGACAGAGCUGAAAAGAAGGGCAAUCCAUUGGAAGCCCAGGAAACAACCCGAAGGAGAAAGUAAAUACUACCGUGCAGCCAACGGUCUUGAGAAGGAAAAGAUGCUGCAGCAAAAUGAUCUGAUCAUCCACACUUGUACCGCAUUUUGAUUUUUGGAGCAGCCCGUUAAAUUUCAAAAUGAUGUUUCGCAGAAAGAUUUGCAAAAACAUCUGCGUCUUCAUUCUACCGACAGUAAUAGUGUUCGGUCUUGUACUGAACUUCAGCGGAAACUGGUCGGUCGAGCAAACACAAAGCCAACCGCAUCCUCACUGGGGUAUAGGCAACGAUUUCCCCGUCGACUACGACUCAUAUGACUCCAUCGACGGUCACGUCCACGGACGAGGCAGUCUCUACGACCACGAUCGGACAGAUCCAAAAUCUACUAGCGGCCACAAACGCUUGGAACCAUCUUUAAAGUGGACUAAUUUGUCAGCACUAGUUGCAAAAGGGACAAAGUUUAAAGUACAACGGGCUCUUUAUCGUUUUGCACCAGAGGUUUUCGAUACUUUCCCCACUGAGUUUCUUCCCGGCAUCAAAAGUCCCUGUUGGCUGGACGUUGGUACCGAAGAACUCAAGUGCUUGCCGUCCUUCUUUCUGGCUGGUUUCCCGAAGUGUGGUACCAGCGACGUCUACAGCAAACUUUACCAGCACCCCGGCAUUGUGCGUACCCUGAAGAAGGAGCCUCACUGGUGGACUCGGCAAAGAUUUAAUGGAUCGUCGUUGGUCGAAUAUGCUGGAAAUUUCCAGACCCUGGCAAAGAGAAUUUCAGAGAGUGAUUUGACAUCCAAAACUCUUAUUGCCGGGGACGCUUCUGCAGCCACUGCUUGGAAGAACAACCACUGGCGGUUUUUCUACCCCACUGCUGACGAGCCGCUGUACAUCACAGCGGAGCUGAUUCACCAGUUUCUACCAAAGUCCAAGAUCAUUUUCCUCCUCCGUGACCCAACCGAGCGAGCCUUUUCAGAUUACCUGUACAUUAACUUCCUACAGCGGCGUAACAGUGGGUGGAAGUUGCCGAAACUCAACUCCGUGACCUUUCACGCAGAUGUUUUGGUUUCCAUAGCAACGUUGACAUCUUGUCUCAACAGAGGGAAUUCUAUGCGUGCUUGCUCGUAUGACUGCACUGACACUUUACCUACGCGGAUAGCAGUUGGUCAUUACGUGGUGUACCUCCGUGAUUGGAUACAAGCUUUCCCACGUGAUCAGAUAUUUGUGCUGCGAUUGGAGGACUGGAGCGACAACUGCGAAAAAUGGCUUCCAAAGUUGUACAAGUUUUUAGAUCAAGAAAAACUUAGUGACGACACCAUCAGCCAAAUUUGCAAGAAGAAGACGAAAAACUCUCCCCGCUACAGUCGGGGGUUCAGAGGGGAGUUACAGAACAACACCAGGGAAAUCCUGGACGCUUGGUACGGCCCACUCAACAAGGAACUGGACAAAUUUCUACGCGAUAAUAAUCUGUAGAUCUUGGGACGCGGGAACGGAAGUUCAUAGUGUCUUCGCAAAUGCGAACAUGAGUAUGACGUUUGAAGUAUAGUGGCUGAAAAAAAAGUCGCCGAAGUUGAAAUAUGUUAAAAUGUUGCGAAUUCGCUAUGCAAAUAGCCAUACGUUGCAAAUUCGUGUUUUCAUUGGCCUUUUGGGCUUCUAGAUGUUACGAGAACUUUAGACAGGAGGGGAGGCAGUCAGCAGAAGGUAGAAGCUUUAGGCAUGGUGUUGCCCAAAAGGCUUUAUCAUGGUCCUUCUAAUGUCGAUCUUAUUUAGGAACGACCUUUUUUAAGAUCUCGAAUGUAACAGCAAACUUUUGCAGUGUUUCUUUAAAAUUUUGCCCAUGCACAGUCUCAGUAUACAUGUAUUUUUCCCGAUUUUGUCUGAACAAAGAGAUAAAAAAUAAUCGAAUAAAAAUGAAACAACAAAUAUCUUUCAAAAUUGUGCCAGGAGGAUCUGCCUUGUGUGGAUCCGUAUAUUGAGAGAUUAGAAUAAUAACAACCAAAAUAUAAUAUCCUGCGAGGAUUAUAAUUUGUACAUAAGUAUCAAUGUAAUAAUGUUACCGUAUGAUUCCACGGCCACCUGUCCGCAGUAAACGGACAUACGAAAAUCUGAUUCCUGGAUCCCCUGCUGGAUGUGCCUUCCGCAGGAAACAAAGAGAUCUUUUGCCAAUCCCGAUUGAUUAAGCUUGUGCGUUACAGCCUGCCGCCGUUUGGGAGACAAAAGAGUGCUAUUAACGAUUAUUUUUAUGUCUGAACUCUCCACACGGUUUUUGUGACUACUAGUUUUGUAGCUUGUGAUGUGUUUAAUAAAGUUUUUUAUUUUGUUUUGAAAAGAUACAAGUACUACAAUUACGUGAGCUUGAACACGUGGAAUGGUAUUGAAAUUACAUGUAUAAAUAAAAAUAGUAAUAAAAAGUGUGAUGAA
This is a messenger RNA of Acanthaster planci (crown-of-thorns starfish), 2496 nucleotides long. RefSeq names its product carbohydrate sulfotransferase 15-like. Gene Ontology annotation, molecular function: N-acetylgalactosamine 4-sulfate 6-O-sulfotransferase activity. Gene Ontology annotation, biological process: hexose biosynthetic process. The record is from RefSeq and is a predicted model, not a curated record. NCBI's taxonomy places the organism in Eukaryota, Metazoa, Echinodermata, Asteroidea, Valvatida, Acanthasteridae.